Messenger RNA from Linnemannia hyalina, 2052 nucleotides. The record is from the annotation of a GenBank genome assembly. Lineage: Eukaryota; Fungi; Mortierellomycota; Mortierellomycetes; Mortierellales; Mortierellaceae.
AUGAUGCGGAAGUUUUUCUGUAAGAAACCGACGCCACCAUCACAGCAACAACAACAAAAACAUCAACAACCGCAGCAAACUGAGCCAACAUAUCCCAGGACGACGUCGCCUUUGGAUAUUCUUGAGUUGCGGGAGCACAUAUUCUCGUACUUAGAUAACGCCGACCUCCGCAGAUCUGUCCUGCCUGUCUGUCGCGAAUGGUUCUGGAUCUAUCGUCACCUCUUCGAGAAGGAAACCGUCUGGGACAUCGACCUCACGAGCACUCCCCUUUCCAACAAGACAAUCAAGAACAUCACCGGUUCAGGGCGACUCCACUGGCACUACGGCCCAAAGUGCAUCUCGAGCCGUCUUGCUCGAAAUCCAAAGCAGAAAGUGCAAUGGAACGAGCUUGUGCGGGCGCUGGAGAAGAACCAUACUCGAUACCUGCAGACAAGGCGGCGCCGAAAAACAUUCCACCGCAAGCUCUUGGACGACGUCAGCACAGCCAUCUUUGACAACCCGCUUCGACACUUCGAUUUCAUCGCCUUUCAAAGCCUCGACUCACUUAUCCCGACCAUCUUACCCUUCUUGACUUUCCUCACCACCCUGCGCCUGCGGUCUCGCGCCUUUGGCCUAGUCUCCCUCAAUGCAGUCCUGGAGGCAUGCCCACUCUUAGAGACCUUUCAAGCAGGGGUACUGGGGGUGAUCUUGGAGCUCCCUGGACCAUGGAUACCCGCCAACAAGAAGGACUCCGGACCAGUUCGUUUACCACUACGAUCCUUUGAACUCGAAAACGCUACAUUCGAGUAUUCGAACCUUACAAGUCUGCUCACUGUCUGCCCAUCGCUCAAGAACCUUCGACUCAUCAACAUCAUGUUCAUGGAACGCAUCGACAAUCAUCCUUCAACUCUGGAGACGCUCCAAGGGAUCGAUUCUGUCUCUGCGCCAUACAUCACCCAGCGGGUUAUCAACCCCAAAGACCACGCCACGAGUCUCUUGGAACACAUCAAACAGCUUCGACUGCAGUUACGUUCAUUUCACAUAUCAGUCUAUGCUGCGCGCACUCUGGAUUUGAAACCCGGAGCGAUCUCGUCAGUUUGCCCCGAGGCGGCUGAGUGGACAUUUUGGACCGUUGGCCUUACUGACACGAUUUCUAAGGAACUGGCGUUACUCACCAACAAUGUGACAGCGCUAGACUUUCUGUGGGACGCGGGCUCAAACGGUCGUUGGGGUAUUACGUUGCACCAGUACCUGUGCCAAUCGCCUCAUCUCCUUCAUCUGAGGGCGCCCAAGACCAGAUUCCAGGUCGAGCACUUGGAUCUGCACAAUCGACUGUCCAUACCCGUAGAAGUCGACGGAUCGCGUGUGGUUCCUGGAAUAUGGCGCUGCAGGAGGCUCAGGACACUCCAGGUCAGCCUGGAGUGGAACAUCCACUAUUACGAGAACGGCCCUACUGCUACGAGGAUUGUCUUUGGAUAUCUUUCACGGGUUUGUCCUCAGCUGGAGGAAUUACACCUAAGUUCAAAGAGGCGAGACAUGUACGAGAGAAAGCUCUUGUUGUGGUUGGAAGGUGGUAUUUGUCUGUUGGCGAACUUGAGGCAUCUGAAGAGACUUCACGUCGGCUCUGGCUACCACCAUUUCACUUCCGAGGCAUGGGAAUUAAGCUGGAUGACGCCUUCUGGCCUCAACCUUGACCAUCGACGAGCACGCCAGGCCCGCAUGGUCAGCUGGGAGGCUGAUAUUUUGCAAGAGGAACGUGAUGAAUUGGGCUCCACCCGAGCGGAAGAGGGCGCAGUUGGAGGGUUGAUUGGGAUAGCAGCUAGAGAUACUGCCUUGGAGGAGGAGCUGCGAAACCUAGGCAAAAAGGCGGACGUCAAAUCGAUGCUGGAGCAGAUCGACUCUGGCCGCUUCCGCGAGGUCAUCUGGGACACCGGAGUCGAUCCAACGUGUCAGGAAGCCAUCGCGUCGCGACUGUUGGGCGCCGGACGGUUAUGGUGGUAUUCUCGACGGCAUCCGACAGGGACCCUGGCGGGCCCGGAUCGGUGGGUGGCCCUUGUCAAGGCGCUCAAGUAG